Opisthocomus hoazin is the source of this 2883-nucleotide messenger RNA. Lineage: Eukaryota; Metazoa; Chordata; Aves; Opisthocomiformes; Opisthocomidae. The record is from RefSeq and is a predicted model, not a curated record.
AUGGUAAAUCUUUCAUAUUGGGAUGCCAUAACUGAAAUGGAUGAACACAAUCGUCCCAUUCAUACUUACCAGGUAUGUAAUGUGAUGGAACCAAACCAAAACAACUGGCUUCGAACAAACUGGAUCUCCCGUGAUGCUGCACAGAAAAUUUAUGUGGAAAUGAAGUUUACCCUGAGGGACUGCAACAGUAUUCCAUGGGUACUGGGAACCUGCAAGGAAACUUUCAAUCUCUACUACAUGGAGUCAGAUGAGUCUCAUGGAGUAAAAUUCAAGCCUAACCAGUACACAAAAAUUGAUACUAUUGCAGCUGAUGAGAGCUUUACCCAGAUGGACUUGGGCGACCGCAUUCUUAAACUCAACACAGAAGUUCGUGAGGUUGGGCCAAUAAACAAGAAAGGAUUUUAUCUUUCUUUUCAGGACAUUGGAGCAUGCAUUGCUUUGGUCUCAGUCCGUGUUUAUUACAAAAAGUGCCCUUUCACGGUCCGUAAUUUGGCUAUGUUUCCUGAUACUAUUCCAAGGGUUGAUUCUUCCUCUUUGGUGGAAGUACGGGGCUCCUGUGUGAAGAGCGCUGAGGAACGUGAUACUCCAAAAUUGUAUUGUGGAGCAGAUGGGGAUUGGCUUGUACCUCUUGGACGAUGCAUCUGCAGCGUAGGGUAUGAAGAAGUGGAUGGCUCCUGCCAUGCUUGCAGGCCUGGAUUCUAUAAGGCAUUUGCUGGAAAUGUAAAGUGCUCCAAGUGCCCACCACACAGCUUGACUUAUGUAGAAGCAACUUCUGUCUGUCAAUGUGAGAAAGGUUACUUCAGAGCUGAGAAGGACCCACCAACUAUGGCAUGUACCCGGCCACCUUCUGCUCCAAGGAAUGUGAUUUUCAACAUUAAUGAAACAGCUCUCAUGUUGGAAUGGAGCCCCCCAAGUGAUACCGGAGGAAGAAAAGAUCUCACUUACAGUGUCAUCUGUAAGAAAUGUGGGUCGGAUGCCAGCCAGUGUGAAAUUUGUGGGGGAGGUAUCCGUUUCAUCCCCAGGCACACAGGUCUCAUCAACUCCUCUGUGACAGUGAUGGACUUUGUGUCGCACGUGAACUACACCUUCGAAAUAGAAGCCACAAAUGGAGUCUCGGAGCUGAGUUUCUCUCCCAAGCAGUUCACAGCUAUCACAGUUACCACAGAUCAAGAUGCACCCUCCUUGAUAGGUAUGGUAAGGAAGGACUGGGCUUCCCAAAACAGCAUUGCUCUCUCCUGGCAAGAGCCGGACUUUCCCCAUGGAGCCAUUCUGGACUACGAGAUCAAGUACUAUGAGAAAGUCUACCCACGGAUAGCGCCGGCAUUUUGGCACUACCUGCGGGUAGAAGAGCAUGAGCAGCUCAGCUAUUCCUCCACAAGGUCCAAGGCUCCAAGUGUUAUCGUCACAGGUCUCAAGCCAGCCACCAAGUAUAUAUUUCAUAUCAGAGUCAGGACGGCAGCAGGAUACAGCGGCUAUAGCCAGAAGUUUGAAUUUGAAACUGGAGAUGAAACUUCUGAAAUGGCUGCAGAGCAGGGACAGGUUCUUGUAAUUGCCACUGCUGCUGUUGGAGGAUUCACUCUCCUGGUCAUCCUCACUCUGUUCUUCCUGAUCACCGGGAGAUGCCAGUGGUACAUAAAGGCCAAAAUGAAAUCUGAAGAGAAAAGAAGGACUCAGUUGCAAAAUGGAGAUUUACGUUUCCCGGGAAUCAAAACAUAUAUUGAUCCAGACACAUAUGAAGAUCCAUCUCUUGCUGUCCAUGAGUUUGCAAAGGAGAUAGACCCUUCAAGAAUUCGUAUUGAGAGAGUUAUUGGGGCAGGCGAGUUUGGAGAAGUAUGCAGUGGACGUCUGAAGACACCAGGAAAAAGAGAGAUACCUGUUGCAAUUAAAACUCUAAAAGGCGGCUAUGUGGAUAGGCAGAGAAGAGAUUUCCUGAGAGAGGCUAGUAUCAUGGGACAAUUUGAUCACCCAAAUAUAAUUCGCCUUGAAGGAGUUGUUACAAAAAGCAGACCAGUAAUGAUUGUAGUUGAAUACAUGGAGAAUGGAUCCCUCGACUCCUUUCUGCGGAAGCAUGAUGGCCACUUCACAGUCAUCCAGCUGGUUGGCAUGCUGCGGGGGAUUGCAUCUGGCAUGAAGUACCUCUCAGACAUGGGCUAUGUGCACCGUGACCUGGCAGCCCGUAAUAUCUUGGUCAACAGUAACCUCAUGUGUAAAGUCUCUGAUUUUGGUUUGUCACGAGUGUUAGAGGAUGAUCCUGAAGCUGCUUACACAACAAGCGGUGGAAAAAUCCCCAUAAGGUGGACUGCUCCUGAAGCUAUAGCUUACCGGAAGUUCUCAUCAGCCAGCGACGCGUGGAGCUACGGGAUUGUAAUGUGGGAGGUGAUGUCCUAUGGUGAGAGACCAUACUGGGAGAUGUCCAACCAGGAUGUUAUACUGUCUAUUGAAGAAGGCUACAGGCUUCCAGCUCCUAUGGGCUGCCCAGCUUCCCUUCACCAACUAAUGCUUCACUGCUGGCAAAAGGAGAGGAACCACCGUCCAAAAUUUAGUGACAUUGUCAGCUUCUUAGACAAACUCAUCCGCAAUCCAAGCACCCUUCAUAACCUAGUGGAGGAUGUACUUGUAAUGCCAGAUUCACCUGGUGAAGUUGCAGAAUAUCCUUUGUUUGUUUCAGUCAGUGACUGGCUGGACUCCAUAAAAAUGGGUCAGUAUAAAAAUAACUUCAUGGCAGCAGGUUUCACAACUUUGGAUAUGGUUUCCAGAAUGAGUAUUGAUGACAUUAGAAGAAUUGGAGUUGUACUCAUUGGACACCAGAGACGAAUAGUCAGCAGUUUACAGACUUUGCGGUUACACAUGAUGCACAUACAGGAGAAAGGAUUUCAUGUAUAA